GUUAACAAUUACAUCAAUUACAAUCAUGGCAUAAACGUUUUAUAUGCGCUUUGCAUUGUUCCGUUUAGCUACAGAGUUGCCACCCACAAUUAAUUGUUGCAACUCUAUUUUUUAUUACCAUUCUAUUUAAUGCUGCAACUAGUAUAAAUACAGCGCAAUUGUAAUUAUUCUGCGGUUGGAUAACUACGGAUCACAAUUCGCUUUAAAUUGAAUUAAAAGACGCAAAAAUUCACAGCAAUUGUUCUAAACGUUUAUCGCUACGUACGGCAACACUGCAAGAAUUGACUGUUUGUUAUUGCGCAACUCGCUGUGCGGAGGGGCAAAAGAAAAAUAAAAAAGUUCUAGUUUCAAAAUGCAAAAUCCAAUUCAAAGGUUAGCCUACACUCUUGGUCAUCGUACCUACGCCCAAUUGCCAUUGCUCUGCGCUGCCGGUGCGAGAAUAACAGACAUAACAACAAUUAACAUGCCGAUGGCAAAUUCCACGCGCCUCUCCUCAUCCUCCGUGCUGGCCACGGAGUCAUCUAACAAGGGCAUGAUCAUUAUAAACAGGCCCAAAGCCCUAAAUGCCAUCAAUUUGGAGAUGGUGCGCAAGAUUUACAAACAUUUGAAAAAAUGUGAAAAAUCCAAAUCCUUGAUGAUUAUCAAGGGCACCGGGGAGAAGGCAUUCUGUGCGGGCGGUGAUGUGCGUGCCUUGGUGGAUGCAGGUCCAACGGACGAAUCGAAGAGCUUCUUCCGUGAAGAGUAUACAACGAAUGCGCUGAUUGGCAACUACAAGAUACCCUACAUUGCCAUCAUCGAUGGCAUUACAAUGGGCGGUGGAGUGGGUCUUAGUGUCCAUGGUAAAUAUCGUGUAGCCACCGAUCGUACGCUUUUUGCUAUGCCCGAGACGGCCAUUGGCCUGUUUCCGGACGUGGGAGGCUCAUACUUUCUGCCACGCCUGCAAGGCAAACUGGGCAUCUACUUGGGCUUGACGGGCCAUCGGUUACGUGGCGGCGAUGUCUACCAUGCCGGCAUUGCCACGCACUACUGCGAAAGCAGCAAAAUUCCUGAAUUGGAAACAGCGCUGCUCAACUGUCCGGAUGCCGAUGAUGUGCCUGACAUACUGGAAAAGUUCCAAUCACAGCCAGAGAAGCCAUUCUCAUUGGCGCCCGUACUGGAGCAGAUCAACAAGCACUUCUCGGCCAGCUCCGUAGAGGGCAUACUCGAGAGUUUGCAGACCGAUGACAGUGAUUGGGCUAAGAAACAGUUGGAGAUCCUUUGCAAAGUAUCUCCCACGUCGCUGAAGGUAACAUUCCGUCAGCUGGAGCUUGGAUCACAACUGUCGCUGGCCCAAUGCUUGAUCAUGGAGUAUCGUCUGGCUGUGCGUCACUUGGAGCCACGCGCUGACUUUAAGGAGGGUGUGCGUGCUCUGCUCAUCGACAAGGAUCAGAAGCCCAAAUGGCAGCCAUCUACGCUGGCCGAGGUCACCGAGGACCACUUGCAAUGGUUCUUCAAAAAGUUGCCCGACACCGAGGAGCUCAAACUGUAAUUAAGCUGUUGCUGCUUGCUUAAUCUUUACUAGCACGCAAUUUCUGCUUGAGUUAUCCCAAUGUCUUCCUCUGUUCAUUCUGCCCUGCAUUCUACAAUUGCUAAUGCAUAAACAAUUUCAAUUUAUUAUACAGUUGAGCAUGCAUUUUAUAUAGACCUGCAUGAUAAAUCUUUGAUAGAUGUGUAAUCUCUUUUAUCUCUACUCCAAACAGCGACUAAAUCAAGGCCAACAGACAGAUAUACGUGAAAUUUGAUGCAUUUAUAUACGAUACACAU
Molecule: messenger RNA, 1803 nt
Organism: Drosophila hydei
Lineage: Eukaryota; Metazoa; Arthropoda; Insecta; Diptera; Drosophilidae
Gene: Hibch
Product: 3-hydroxyisobutyryl-CoA hydrolase, mitochondrial
Exons: 3
Coding region: 353-1528 (391 amino acids)
Biological process (GO): L-valine catabolic process
Cellular component (GO): mitochondrion
Molecular function (GO): 3-hydroxyisobutyryl-CoA hydrolase activity
Source: RefSeq, a predicted model, not a curated record